AUGGAAGUAGAGGUCAAGCUCCGCCUCCCUGACUCCGCCACUCACCAGAAGCUCUCUGACCUCCUCAAACCCUUCCACAGCACCACCCACCUCCAAGAAAAUGUCUUCUUCGACGGCGGUGGCGCCGAGCUCUCCUCCAAGCUCGCUGUCCUUCGCGUCCGCUUCUACAAUAGUGACUCUCGUUGCGUAGUCUGUCUCAAAGCCAAAGCCGUUCUUGUCUGCGGCGUCAGCCGCGUUGAAGAGGAUGAGGAGGAUAUCGAUCCCGCCAUUGGCCGUGCUUGUGUAGCCGAGCCCUGUCGGCUUGGUUCCGUUGAUUCUUCGAGGAUCUUGAGGAGGGUUAGGGAGGAAUUCCGAGUUGCUGAUAACAGUUUCGUCUGUUUGGGUGGGUUCGGGAAUGUGCGAUCGGUCUAUGAUUGGAAAGGGUUGAAGUUGGAAUUGGAUGAGACUCAGUAUGCUUUUGGAACGUAUUAUGAGAUUGAAUGCGAGAGCGCUGAUCCUGAAAGUGUCAAGAAGUUGCUUGAAGGGUUCUUGUCGGACAAUGGGAUAACUUAUUCCUACUCGGAGGUCUUCAAGUUUACAAUUUUCCGGUCGGGGAAGCUGCCAUAGUGAGUAUACAA
Molecule: messenger RNA, 617 nt
Organism: Telopea speciosissima
Lineage: Eukaryota; Viridiplantae; Streptophyta; Magnoliopsida; Proteales; Proteaceae
Product: triphosphate tunnel metalloenzyme 3-like
Exons: 1
Coding region: 1-606 (201 amino acids)
Source: RefSeq, a predicted model, not a curated record